GCCGCCUCUCCUCCUCCCUCCACUUCCUGGUUUUUUAACGGGUCCGCCUGUCAAACAAGUCCAAAGUUGUCCGGACUCGGGACGAGGAUGAGCCCAGCGGCGGGGACUCGGCAGCCGGGCGAAGCUUGCUCACUCUGUGUCGGUGUUUUUCCAUAAUGGUGGCCAGACGCGGGUGUUUUCGACAGCGGCGCGGCGCGGCAGCAGCGGAGCGGAGCGGAGGCUAGCCGCCGCUGCUAACUACUGUUAGCAUCCGUGUUCCUCCGGGCAGCUCGGCUUCAGGUUCCCUUCAAGAGAGAGUUUACCGAGGAGGAGAGGACAUGGAGAACAAGGUGCAGAUGAGGAACCACCCUCGCAGGCAGCUGAAGAAGCUGAGUGAGGACAGUCUGACCAAACAGCCAGAGGAAGUGUUCGACGUCCUGGAGAAGCUCGGAGAAGGGUCAUAUGGGUGUGUGUUUAAGGCCCAUUAUAAAGAAACGGGGGAGAUUGUGGCCAUCAAACAGGUUCCUGUGGAGUCGGAUCUUCAAGAGAUCAUCAAAGAAAUCUCCAUCAUGCAGCAGUGUAACAGUCCUCAUGUGGUGCGGUACUACGGCAGCUACUUUAAAAACAGCGACCUGUGGAUCGUCAUGGAGUACUGUGGAGCCGGAUCAGUGUCUGACAUCAUCCGGAUACGCAACAAGACGCUGACAGAGGAAGAGAUCGCCACCAUCCUGCAGUCGACUCUGAAAGGUCUGGAGUAUCUUCACUUCAUGAGGAAGAUCCACCGAGACAUCAAGGCGGGGAACAUCCUCCUGAACGCCGAGGGCCAGGCCAAACUGGCCGACUUCGGCGUGGCUGGACAGCUCACAGACACCAUGGCGAAGCGUAACACCGUCAUCGGCACGCCGUUCUGGAUGGCUCCGGAGGUUAUUCAGGAGAUUGGUUACAACUGCGUGGCCGACAUCUGGUCUCUGGGAAUUACAGCCAUCGAGAUGGGCGAGGGCAAGCCGCCCUAUGCAGACAUCCACCCCAUGAGGGCCAUCUUCAUGAUUCCCACCAACCCUCCUCCAACAUUCCGUAACCCCGAUCUCUGGUCUUCGUCCUUUCAAGACUUCGUCAGCCAGUGUCUGGUGAAAAACCCUGAAAACAGGGCCACAGCCACACAGCUGUUACAGCAUCCGUUCAUCAAGGCAGCCAAGCCCAGCUCCAUCCUGCGAGCGCUGAUCACCGACGCCAUGGAGAUCAAACUGAAGAGGCAAGAGGAGGCGGAGCAGAGGGAGCAGGACGCCGAGGACGAGGACAACUCGGAUGAGGACGAGGUGGACCAGGGGACGAUGGUACGAGCAGGAACCGGCGACUCCGGAACCAUCCGAGCCGCCGGGUCCUUGGCGAGCUCCCUGGGCGGGACGGCUCGGACGAUGAUCGAGCACGAGGACACGGGAACCAUGCAGUCGCAGCUCGGCACCAUGGUCAUCAACUCAGACGACGAGGAUGAGGAGGAAGCCGGCACCAUGAAGAGGAGAGACGAGACCAUGCAGCCCGCCAAGCCGUCCUUCCUCGAGUACUUUGAGCAGAAGGAGAGGGAGUCCAACGUCCACAACGACGGGGGAGGGCGGGGGGAGAACAACGCAGACCACCGCAAAGUGCCCCCAGAGGGGGAUCUGGAAGUGGUGAGUUCCUGGUCUGUGGAGGAGCUGAGGAGACGCCUGGCCUCUCUGGACCCUCAGAUGGAGCAGGAGAUCGAGGAGAUCCGGCAGCGCUACCAGGCCAAAAGGCAGCCCAUCCUGGACGCCAUCGAGGCCAAGAAGCGGCGGCAGCAGACCUACUGAGGAGGAUCCAGGUGCUUCCUGUGAGGGGGGUCUGAGGAACGCCCCCCCGCAGGCCGCGACGAUCCGGUCUGAGGCCACGUCUGGAAAACUGCUGUUUGUUGAACUUCACAGAAGAAGAAGGUGAAGAAGGUCCGAUCCGUUGGAGAUCCUCAGGGAUCUGUAUGAGCUCCACUGCACUUCUGCUCUGAACACUUAGAGAAAUGUCAGGUUCGAAGCCGCGGUGACGAUCCAUGAAGAUCCGCCAGAUCUCUGGAAGCCUUUAGGUUUUUUUUUUUUUUUUUUUUUUUUUUUUUCUGCUUUUCCAUGUGGUACAGUUUCAUCUGAGACGGUUCAGCUUCGGUACUCCUCCAGAAGACAGACGCUCCACUGCUUUUGGUCUUACCUCUCCAGACUCUGGGAGCCAGAAAAGAGUAGAAAACAUGCCUUCAUUAGAGUCCGUCUCCUGUAGGUUUCAUCUGCUGACAGUUUGAUUUUUAGGCUCUAGAACAGACCUGGAACCUUCACGUUCUUUUGGUGUGAAGACGCGUGUGUGUGUGCGUGCGUGUGUGUGCGUGUGUGUGUGUGUGUCUGUGUUUGGCUUCACUGUGAUGUUUAGUUAGAUCAGAGGAGGUUCGUUCCUCAGGGUGUCUUCAGUGGAAAACAAGCGGAGUUCCUCUGUCUGAAAGUCACUUUCCCAAGGUUCCAGUGAGCACACAUUAAAUCAGAUGUCAAGCUCGUUUGAAGCGGGAACGAUGGAUUAUUUUCACACUGUGGUCGCCGUUAUUUAGAAUCCAAAUUAAAAACGAAAUAUAAAUGCUAUUUUUCACUAGGAACUUAAAUUUCCAGCAGGUGUUUAAAGUUGGUGGACAUGUAGCUUCAUCAAACCCUGAUGACGACGAGCGUAAUCCAGAAAGCGUCUGGUCCAAAAGAUACAAGCACAAAGAAACACGAAGCACAGACUCUCCUCAGGAGAGGAGAGCAAAGGGAAAACGUUUCUGUCAGUCCACUGAAGGGAGAAAUGUUUACUGAGCAUCAAGUUACUUUUUUGUCAUUUUGAGUUUUAACAUUUGGUGGACGUAUUGAACAACAGUUAAAUUACAGUUUUAAAGGCUUUUUGUAUGUUAACUGAGGAAAACUGGGAAAAAAGAGGCAGACGUGUUAGAGUAAUAUAAAUAAGGAGAAUAUUUCAGUAACACAGAAGAAAUGAUGGGAGUUGGAGUAGAAACAACAAACUUAAUACAUUUAUUUUAAAAUUUAGGGAGCAAACUUUGAUUUUUGUUGUUUUUGUCACAUUUUUUUCCUCUAAAUUAUCUCAACACUUUUCUGUUAGAAUCAAAUUUCCAUCAAAUUAUUAUAAUUUGUAAUGUUUUUAUUUCAACAGGGUAAUUUUUGCCUUUUUUUUCUUUGCCUUAUUUGUUUUUAUAAUUUCAUUUGUUAUUUUCAGUUUUUUAGUUUCUUGUGUUUUUUUAGUUCGUGGUUUAUUUUCUUUCGUUCUCGUCCUUUGGUUCUCGGAUUCAUAAAGCUUUCCUCAGACAGACAGAUAUAUUUGCAGGAGACGGUUCAUCCCUGUGGGAGCGUACGGUGGAGCGUGCGGAGAUUGAAAACUUCUUCUCAGGUCUUAAAACUCCUCAGGGCUGUAAAAUAAAAUCCUCCACAGAGGCACAUCUGAAUGGCAAGAGCAGCUGAAGGUUUGAAACUCCACGAGGGAUCAUCUGCCUCGGUCAGGAGUCUGAAUCGUUGAAUGGAAAACCUUCAGCUGGAUCCGAGUCUUCGACGGGACACGGCACGUCCCGUUUGCUCUCCGGAUCUCCACUGAAUCUUUGUUGGUGUGUUUUUCUGUUUUUUCUUCUUCCGCAGUGUUUUGAAGCUGGAUUUGAAAAUGUGUCAAAAUCACUGGAGACUCAAGUGUCCCGAUGUCUUUGAAUCAACCACUGUUUGUUCCAUAUGAACGCUUUCUGCUCAGAUUCUUAUUUUUCUAUGAUUUUAAAUCAAACCUCUUGGUUGGUUUUGUUGGAUUUAUUGACUCAAAUCUGUCCUCUCCAACUACAGCACAUGGUUAGCAGUACGUAACGGACGGCGUUGAGUCAUUUUAAUGAUGAUCUUCCACCUUUUCCACAGAUGUGAGGAGCAGAACAAGUCUUCUGCUCCUCACAUCUCAACAUCCGUACAAAGCCAACACGGCUGCAGGAAACGACCUGCUUCUCUAGAUUGAAACUCGACACACUUGAGCUGCUGUUUGCGCUGCUGCAUCCUCUUUUCUGCUCCUCGUAUCUGAAGAACAGUUGUGAACAGUUGCAUUACAGCGACACUGAGAACUCCUGGAGUCGGAACGUUUUAUUCUUUUGAAUUAAUUUUAUUAGGAGAGGACCAAACAUGAGCAAAUGCUCACUUUUUUUUUUUACGACGAAGAAAAACAGAAAAGGAGAAGUCCACUGUUGAUGUUGGUUCCUGACUCUUCUGAACUGAACCUCAUUUAUUUAAAGAGUGAAAUCUACUGAACUGCAGGCAGCAUCUGGACUCUCCUCUCGUGUCUUAAUCUGGUCUUUUCUUUGCACAUUUUUUUGGUAAACAACACUUUAUUUUGAUAGUUUUUGUACCUUCCUGUAAAGUUCAAAUUCAGAGGUUUCUAAAGAUUCGGAGGUCAUUUCGGCUGCGCCUGAAGGUAAAUUAAAGUUUCUCCCCUCUUGUUUCCCAUGUGUGAAUCUGUCCCAGCAUGCAGGAUGUUUGAAAGGUUCCUUUAAAGUCUCUGCUGUUUGCUUUGUGUUUAGUUUGCUUCUCUAAUAAAGGACAUAAUACUGGAAAGACCUCUUCAA
Salarias fasciatus (jewelled blenny) is the source of this 4597-nucleotide messenger RNA. Its product is annotated as serine/threonine-protein kinase 4-like. Gene Ontology annotation, biological process: signal transduction; protein phosphorylation. The transcript has 11 exons. NCBI's taxonomy places the organism in Eukaryota, Metazoa, Chordata, Actinopteri, Blenniiformes, Blenniidae. Gene Ontology annotation, cellular component: cytoplasm. Gene Ontology annotation, molecular function: ATP binding; protein serine/threonine kinase activity. Bases 318 to 1805 code for a protein of 495 amino acids. The record is from RefSeq and is a predicted model, not a curated record.